UAUGCAGACACAUUCCAAUGGAGUAAGACCGCAGGUACCAGGCUUUGAACAUAGAACAUAGGACAAAGUGAUGAGAAAGCAGGACAGGGACGAGCCAAGGAGGAAAAGACAAAAAUCUGCAAACAAGAAGGAAUACAAAAGCACUUCAAUAAGGAAAAUAUGGUGGUCCAACACUGCUGGUGGAUGCUGCUGUUGGUCAGCUGCCAUGAACGGAUUACAGGUGUUGGGAUCAGUCCUUUUAUAAAGCAUUAUGAAGUCUUAUCAUACGACAGAGGGGAUCUCCACAGGAAGCACUUAAGAGCCAGGAGGGCCAUGCAGCCUGAGGAACAGACACUGAAACUGGAUUUUACUGCUUUUCAUCGAAAUUUCUGCCUGCUUCUGAGGCAGGAUUCUGCUGGGUUUUCCGAAGAAUUCACUGUGUUCGGUGAAAAUGGACCGGCAUCAGUUGACCUGUCCCACUUAUACACAGGAACGGUUGAAGGUGAGUAUGGGUCAUCUUGCCACGGCUCUGUGCUACAGGGACAGUUUGAGGGUACCAUCCAUACGCACAACGGCACUUACCAUAUAGAGCCUCUUGACAGAUACACCAGCAGCCCGAAAGAUCAUCACUCCAUAAUCUACCAUGAGGAGGAUGUGGUCCUUCCACACAUGAUGUCCCGCACUGAUGGAUUCUGUGGUGCGGAUCAUCUUAACACCCUCUCUGAAAGCUUCAACCAGAUGGCACCAGUGAGCCGGUUGAGGAGAGCCAUUAACGAGUCGAAGACCAGCUGUCUGCUCCACCUCCACGCCGACCACCUUUACUACAAGAAGUUCAAGUCCAUUGAAGCAGUUGUGGCUCAGGUUGCCUCUUAUAUGCAGGCUGUGAACGACAUCUACGACAAGGCUGACUUUAAUGGAAUCAAGUUGAUCAACUUCAAAGUCAAAUCCCUCAGAGUGAUGACGACAGAGAAUAAGAAGGAUCCUCUCGAUCCUCUGUUUAUCGGGCCGGAGAAGCUGUUGAGUCUUUUCUCGGAGAACAACUGGGGCAACUUCUGUUUGUCCUACCUGCUCACUAACCGAGACUACAGCGGAGUGCUGGGGCUCGCCUGGGAAGGCAAGGCUGGUAACUGGGGAGGAAUAUGCUCCAAGUAUACGUCGAUCCGUAACGGCCGUAUGUCCACCCUGAACACGGGACUGAUCACAAUUCAGAACUACGGACAGUUCCUGCCUUCUCAUCAGGUCCAGCUGACCUUGGCACAUGAACUGGGUCACAGCUUGGGAUCUCCGCAUGAUGAGGGCUCUAACUGUGGCAACCUUGGCUCCUCUGGCGGCAAAGGCCGGUACCUAAUGUUUCCGCAUGCCACAGAUGAGGUGCGCGAAAACAAUGACAAGUUCUCACCCUGCAGUAUUAAACAUAUCAGCAAGAUCUUGAAUCUGAAGAAAGAUGACUGCUUCGUGGCCAGCGAUCAGCCCAUUUGUGGAAACCACAUCGUGGAGGAAGGUGAGGAAUGUGAUAUUGGUCACAAUGACACCGACCUCUGCUGCUACAGUGCUAGAGAGUCUGUUGGAGUCCAGUGUCGACUUAAGCCUGGUAAAGUCUGCAGUCCCAGUCAGGGUCUGUGCUGUGGUCAGAACUGUGAGUUUAAACGUCUGGGUCAGAUGUGCAACGAGGAGACAGACUGUCAAAGAGAGAGCAUGUGCUCAGGCUUCUCCCCGCUCUGCCCCAUACCAGACCCCAAGGAAAACCUGACCGUCUGCAGCAAGGGCACACGCGUCUGUCUGAACGGGGUCUGCGCUGAAUCUGUGUGUGUGAAGCACGGCCUGCAGCAGUGUGACUGUCCAGGAGCCAACAUGAAGGAGAAAUGCCACAUGUGCUGCCAGCAGCCUGGUAAGCCAGAGACGUGUGCCAGCACCUCCUCCUCUGUGCUGUCCCUUCACUUUCAGAAAAAGUUGUUGCCUCUGGUUGGAGGCGCUCCAUGCUCAGGGAACCAAGGAUACUGUGACAAAUUCCACGUGUGUCGCAUUCUGGAUGCAGACGGCCCGAUCGCCAGGCUCAAGAACUCUUUCCUUCAUCUGGAUGAUUUUGAUGAUUUGGGGGAGUGGAUGAAGGCUCAUUGGUGGGCUAUCCUGAUCGCUAUACUAGCACUAUCUGCAGUGAUGGGCUGCACAGUCUGCCUGUGUGGCAGGACCUUGAACACUCGUGACCUGGACUGACCCUUAAGUUCUUCCCCCUUGAGGAAUACAUGUUGAUGAAAUAUUUAUUCUUUAUUUACUUCUGAGGGGAAGUUAAAGUGUCGGAACCACACUAAAGUGAUGCCUUUAGACAGCCUUGUGCCGUGUUGCAAUCUGAGAUCCACAAAUGACCUCUGUGAGAGCUGAACACCUGCUCAGCUCUCCUCAUGCUAGUUUGUCACCUGAUAUCUUUGUACGUCAUAUUGUAUCUGCCUUUACUUGUCCUUGGGGGAUUGAUUUGCAGUACAUGUGCUGUGGAAAAUGUUUCCAGCAACCAGGGGGCGGUGCAGAUUUCCUCAAAGGGUGCCGCAUGCUGUGCCACUUCAAGUUGGCAAUGUAAAGGCACCUGUUUCUGCAAAAGUGAAGUGAAUAGAUUUCUACUCUGGACACCCUCCACCUUUCCAUCUUAGUGCAAAUUAAUGAACACAUGAUCAGUGCUUCUAAGAAAAACAACUUAGCAUUUCUGUUUAAUCCUGUGUUUUGUUGUGCCAUGAAAAUGUAUUAACACUUUUUAAACUUUUUCACAUUAAAUUUGGAUUUUAUGUGAUAGAACAACACAAAGCUGCCAAUCAUUGUGAACUAGAAGGAUAAGGAUACAUGGUUCUCAACAUUCUUUCCAAAAACUAACUGAAAGGUAUGGCCUGCAUCUGUAUUCAGCCCCCUUUACUCUGAUACCCCUAAAUAAAAUCUAUUCUAGCCAGUUUCCUUUAGCUAGUUACCUAGUUAGUAAAGUCUGUGUGUAAUUUAAUGUUAGUAUGAAUACAUCUGUCCUGUGAAGAUUUGUCACAGAACAAACAGCAAUCCUGGAAAAAACCUGUUAAAAGACUUGAGAACAGAGCAGAUGGUCACCGUCCAGGAGAACAAUGACCCUAGGCAUUUUCAUGUGCCUAGGGUCGGAACGGACCUAGUCAAAGUCCAGACCUAGACCUAAAUCUGAGAAUCUGUUGCAAAACACAAUUAAGAGCUAAAUACAAAUGCACAGCAUACUUUUUGAACUUUUAUUCAUAAAAACAAUUUUAGAAUUUCAUUUGAUAUUCUUUUCACUUCACAAUGAUUAACUACUUGAUCUAGGUACUGCAAAAAUUUACUAUAAAAUACACAUUAAAUUUGCAAUAAAAUACAGAGAUUUGUGGUGUAAAAACACAAAAUGAGAAGAAAGUCAAGAAGUAAAACCCACAGGUCUGCAUCCUUUUAUGCAAACCUUUCAUGAAUAUUAAAAAGGCAAAGAGCUGUGAAUCUCCUGCUGGCCACGCAGUUAACUCAAAUGUAUCAGUUUGAACCCUCUUCAUGUCACCUUGACACAAUCAGUGGGAGAAAAAAAUAUGUGCGUCACAACAGCAGGAACAUGAAGAAAUAAUGCAUCUCGUUUUGGGUAAUCUCAGACUUUGUUGCUUUUAUAUCAGAAAUGGCUGUGUGAGAGUUUAAAAUGUUCCUAAAUCAAAAACAGGUUUGUUUUUUGGUAAUAAGGUGAAGCUGAGUGUAGGUUAAAAAUAAUAAUUUUACCACAAUCCUAAACCUGGCAAAUAUUAUUUAUUAUAGAAUGAAUACAGUACAGUGCCUGACUCUUUUUACAAAUAUGUACAAAAAUGACAGAAAUAUAUGUGGUACAUAUUACAUUCAUCUACAGACAAAAAUAUAUAACUUUAACAGUGGUUCUAAAUAAAAAUAUGUAUUCUC
Messenger RNA from Girardinichthys multiradiatus, 3888 nucleotides. Its product is annotated as disintegrin and metalloproteinase domain-containing protein 10. The transcript is spliced from 15 exons. The record is from RefSeq and is a predicted model, not a curated record. Gene Ontology annotation, molecular function: metalloendopeptidase activity. NCBI's taxonomy places the organism in Eukaryota, Metazoa, Chordata, Actinopteri, Cyprinodontiformes, Goodeidae. Gene Ontology annotation, cellular component: plasma membrane. The coding region runs from base 160 to 2193 and encodes 677 amino acids. Gene Ontology annotation, biological process: Notch signaling pathway; membrane protein ectodomain proteolysis.